ACAUGAAAGGCGUCAGGAAAGUGAAGUGGCAGCUCCGCCUUUAGAGCCACGAAGUUUGAGCAGAAAUCGGCACCUCUGGUUCUGUAAGAUUCUCUGUCACAUCAGCGCCAUAUUUCCUGUUUCCUCACUUCCUCUGAGUCAUCACCUGGUUUACUGUAGCCUGGGUGGAUCCAGGGGGCGUUUCAUGGUCUGUGACGGUGAGCAGGAGCUCUGAGGUCGUGGGCUGAAGCAGGAGUCAGAGAAACAGUUUUUACAGGUUUGAUGAUCAAAUACAGCUCAGACAUCGUAACCUGAGAGUGCUCGUGUCUCCAAGACACACACUUCCUGUUAUGUAGUCAUGUGACUCCUGUAAAUGGAGAGGGGAGUAGCACAGAUCCAGGUACCGACAGCAGCUGACGACCAAGACGAGGAAAUCAGGAUCUACUUCUCUCUGAGACGGAGGCACGGCUGGGUUUAUCCCACCAACACGCUGCACAUAGUCUGCUCCUGACCAGAUCAAAGAUGGAGUCUGAACCAGACCGGCCAGCUUUAUCAGCUCCAUCCGCAGAGGAUGAGCUCGGCAGGGUACGGUGCAGCUUUGUUUGGAGGGUUUCAAAAGAAAUCCUCACACAGCUCCUGGAGGCUCUGGUAACGGACCGUGUCCUGAAUGAUCUGGAGAAAGCAUCCAUAGUGGAGGGGAACUCGGUCACAGCAGAUAAGGCUCGUGACUUGAUUGACACAGUAAAGAAAAAAGGAGGCACAGCCUCCAGGAUAAUGAUCAGACAUCUUCAGACCAUAGAUCCGACUCUCUCCUCUGAGCUACAUUUGUCCUUUGAGCCAUCUGCGCAGCCAGAGACUCUUCAGACCUGUCACCUCAAACUCAAGUCAAACCUGAAGCAGAAGUUCCAGUGUGUGUUCGAGGGGAUCGCUAAAGCAGGAAACCCAACCCUUCUGAAUCAGAUCUACACAGAGCUCUACAUCACAGAGGGAGGGACUGCAGAGGUCAAUGAUGAACAUGAGGUCAGACAGAUUGAAACAGCAUCCAGGAAACCAGACAGACCAGAAACAACCAUCAGACAAGAAGACAUCUUUAAACUCCCACCUGGAAGAAAAGCACCAAUCAGAACAGUGCUGACAAUGGGAGUGGCUGGCAUUGGGAAAACAGUCCUAACACAGAAGUUCACUCUGGACUGGGCUGAAGGCAAAGCCAACCAGGAGAAGAUGGAGGUGCUGGAAGAGUUCCUGGGAAAAGACUGGGAACAUAAAACAGAGGUGCUGGCGAACUUUGUGGGGAAAGACUGUAAGGAUUAUCUAUUUGACUCUUCAUCUGAUGAUGAUGAUGACGAUGAAGUUUCAUCCGAGUGUGUGUUUCUCAAGAGAGUCAUGGAGAAAUCCCUCCAAACUCUGAAGUCCAACACCUCCAUACUGAUUCAGCUGGACCUGAGUGGAAACAUCCUGGAUGCUUCAGGACUGAAGCUUCUGUGUGCUGGACUGAAGAGUCCAAACUGUAAACUGGAGGCUCUGAGACUGGCUGAAGCUGAGGAGAAGAUUAAGAUCAUGGCAAAAAGCUUGGAUGAUUUAGAGAACCGCAGCAGGCGUGACAACAUCCGCAUUAUUAAUCUGAAAGAAGGCGCGGAGGGUGAGAGUCCUAUUCAGUUUUUUGAAGCCUGGCUGCCUGCUAUGCUCGGGCUGGGGAACAGCUGCACGGGUAAAGCCCGCAUUAAAUUGACCGUGCACACCGGGGCCUCGGCCCGCGGGGUGCUCACCCCAGGCCGGUGA
Molecule: messenger RNA, 1758 nt
Organism: Oreochromis aureus
Lineage: Eukaryota; Metazoa; Chordata; Actinopteri; Cichliformes; Cichlidae
Exons: 7
Coding region: 502-1758 (418 amino acids)
Biological process (GO): regulation of apoptotic process
Source: RefSeq, a predicted model, not a curated record